GUUAGAAAGGCGGGGGUGUCGGAUCGAAGAGGUGGAUGCGAAGAGAGAAACGGGUGGUCGCGGUUAGCGACACCCAUACGAAGGCAGGAAGAAAGAUGGCCGACCAAGCGAAAGAGAUUGGACGCAUGCGCUAACGUUCCGAAGCUCCGCCUUCCGUUCGUCGUUGCGGUUUGACAACCCCUCGCUCUAUCCCGUAGUCUUCAUCCCACCACUACUGCCACCCGGAGUAAACCACCCCUUGGAGGAGCACCCUUCGCCCACUCCCACCCCCUCUCUGGAAGAGUUCAUCCGCAGAGCACUCUUCGCCGGCCAGUCAGCGCCAAAAAGUGCGGAGCUCUAGGACAAGAUCCACGUACGGUCCUGCGCGAUCCAAGCCACGGUUUUAUAUGAUUCGACCGGUGGCUUCCUUUCGAGUCAACAUUCGCUGCUCUGCUGUGUUAACGUUGUUUUACGACUAAGUUAAAAAAAUAAAAAUAAAUAAAUAAAAAAUCAUUGUCGAUCUUAAUCAACGUUGAGGAAUAACCGUGUUCACUCUCGAACACGAACGAUCGAUUUUUGAGAUAUACGCAGAGAGGGGAGAGGGACAGAGACAAAGAAAGAGAGAGAGAGAGAGAGAGAGAGAGACGAUUGUUGUUCGGUGAAAAAAAAAGAGUGAAAAUCCAUCAAAGGAAUCAACGAAGGAAAGGUGUCGCGAAGUAUUUUUGUGACUGUUUCAAUGAUCGUGCUAGAUCGUGGUGUGCAUCAUGCAGGGGUUUAAGUCAACGUCUCGGCAGACGUCGGCUCGGUUGGACGGACGAAUUCGUUGAUCGAGAAUGCGGGACUUGACUACGUGACGAGGAAGAAGACGAAGAAGAAGAAAAAAAUAAAUAAAACAGUUUCAAAAACGAUAGACGCUAAGAAGAGAGGAAGAAAAAAGACAGAGAGAGAGAGAGAGAGAGAGAGAGAGAGAGAGAGAGAGAGAAGGAAUUCGGAUUGUAGACUUUCGAUCUCGGAUUUUCUACAGAUGCAAAGAAUCCUUGGAAGACAAUUGAUGAGCGGCCGUCGGUGUUGGUGCGAUCGUUUUCUCUCGAGCUGCCGCCGGUUUUAGGCCUAACGUGCGCGCGCGCGCGUGCGGUGUAGAGCGAAUCGGUGAAAACCGAUCACCGGCAGCGGCAGGAUGAUGUAUUCGCCGGACAAGAUGAUGGGGAGCAAGGGACUCCAUGGGGCACCGAUUACCGCCCCUGGUUGUUUCCCUUCGGGCAGGUAUUCUCCGCCACCAUAUCGUGCCGCGCCGGAUCCCAUGCCGCCGCCGCCGCGACGCUGUAUGCCCAAUCCCACGAGUCGUAUAUUGGAAGAUGCAUCCAUAAUGUGCAAUUCAUGGUCACCGAGGCAUAACGGUGACUUAUUUGGGGGCUUGAACAGCGGUCUGCAAGACGGCUUACUUUCGAGGGCGGAGGCUUUAGCUGCGGAUUUGGGAAAGCACAACGCGGGCACUCCAAUGCCUUUGAAACACGAUCCGGUUUCUGUCUACCAUCACGGUGCUCAUAUGCCAACCCCCCAUCCAAAUAACCGGCCGCAUCAUCAGGUACAAUCACACCUCUUUAUGAGUCACCCUGGAAUGGAAAGCCUGGACAUGUUGGACCCAGCAAAUUCCAUGACAACGUUGACGCCGAUGUCCGAGGGAGCUGGUGGUGGUCCGGGUCAUCACGCAGGUAUACAUGGACCUUCGGUGUACGGUGGAAUGAACGGGAUGAUGGGACAUCACCAUCAUCACGGUAACCUUGGUGGUGGAGGUGGAAGCGUACCGCAUCCUGCUCAUCAUCAUCCAGCGAUGGCAGCAGCAGCAGCGGCGGCAGCAGCGGCGGGUCUUCAUCCUGACGCUGAUACGGAUCCGCGAGAAUUGGAGGCAUUCGCAGAACGUUUCAAGCAGAGACGUAUCAAAUUGGGCGUGACACAAGCCGAUGUAGGCAAGGCUUUAGCGAAUUUGAAGUUACCAGGUGUGGGUGCACUUUCUCAAUCGACGAUAUGUCGCUUCGAAUCGCUCACUCUCUCACAUAACAAUAUGAUAGCACUAAAACCGAUACUCCAAGCCUGGCUGGAAGAAGCCGAGGCUCAAGCGAAAAACAAAAGACGUGAUCCAGACGCACCAUCCGUUUUACCAGCCGGUGAAAAAAAACGUAAGAGGACUAGCAUCGCCGCGCCGGAAAAACGCUCACUCGAAGCAUACUUCGCGGUACAGCCCAGACCAUCCGGUGAGAAAAUUGCCGCGAUCGCGGAGAAGCUCGAUCUUAAGAAGAACGUCGUCAGGGUCUGGUUUUGUAAUCAACGGCAGAAGCAGAAGAGGAUGAAGUUCGCGGCUCAGCAUUGACCCGAGGGUGGCUUGUGACAGCAGAACUGACCCUACCAGUUGCCCAGUCUCGAGCCGAAACCCGAACCCCUGACCGAAUUUCAGGGCUGGCCGUGAAGAUUCAGAAAAAAGAUUUUUUUCGUCAUCUAUUUUCUUUAUCCCGGUCUCCUUCUCCUUCUUCUCCUUCUUCUUCUCCUUCUUCUUCUUCUUUUUCUUCUUCGAUGUGUCUCGAAAAAACGGCCCGAGAUUUCUACGACUUGAUACUGUGGCCAUCUGGUGCAACAAAUCAGCUGCCGUCGGUGACACUGUUGCAGGCUGAUAUCGAAAAGUGGCUACGAAAAGCCGCAUUAGACGGUCUCUCUCGACGCGUUGUGACAUUGAACCUACCGUGUUUCGGUGUGUCGAUGAAAGGACGAUCUUGUUUGGCUCUUUUGAAAAGGGGGGAUUUUCUCCUGUCUUUGUUUCUCUUUUUCCUUUCUUUCUCCUUUUUUUUUCUUUGUUUUGUUUUGUUUCUUGGUCAAUACUAUCUUGCUCAUAAUCGGUAAAGUAAAUAAGACUCAAAGAAAUCUCCGUUUUCUAUAACAACCGGAACAGCGAACGCUUCGAUUUUACGAAGCGAUCGCACGAUAAAACGUUUUACGAGCUCGUUUUACCCCUUUCGUCGUCAUCGUAUACGCCUCUCUCGAGCAAAAUGUGUCGCCCCAUCAACAAAUCGAAUCUUUCCGAACUGACUACUUCAGUUUUUUACGAUGAAAAACAUAGAUACGUGCGAGAGAAUCCUCCCUCGAAUAAUCGAUCGACAAAAUCGAGAAAAUCGAGAAAUCGAGAAAGAAAAGUCCGAAAACGGAAUAAACGCGUCUCGGAAAGUACAAUUCGAAACAUAAAAAAUAUAAAAUAUGUAUUGUUAUAAAAUCGUCGCGCGUUCACAUCGCGGCGAAGUAAAAAAAAGUGAUAUUAAUCCUAAUGAUGACGCUCAGUGAAGUGUUGUAAAGAAGUGAACGGAAAGCAAGCUAGAGAGAGAGAGAGAGAGAGAGAGAGAGAGAGAGAGAGAG
Molecule: messenger RNA, 3378 nt
Organism: Vespula pensylvanica (western yellowjacket)
Lineage: Eukaryota; Metazoa; Arthropoda; Insecta; Hymenoptera; Vespidae
Gene: acj6
Product: inhibitory POU protein
Exons: 4
Coding region: 1157-2347 (396 amino acids)
Biological process (GO): regulation of transcription by RNA polymerase II
Molecular function (GO): DNA-binding transcription factor activity, RNA polymerase II-specific; RNA polymerase II cis-regulatory region sequence-specific DNA binding
Source: RefSeq, a predicted model, not a curated record